AGGGGAAUAAUUGUGCUUCUAUCACACCCCAACCAUCCUCCAGGCCGGGUUGCGGCUUCUCCGCCUUGUGACCCAUCUCUGGCUCGCUCUCUCACUCUCCCUUACAGACAGGCACAGACAGGCACAGACAAACAGACCGAGAGGGAGAGGGAGAGAGAGAGAGAGAGCGAGAAGUAGUAGUGUAUUUCUCUUCCCCUUGUGCUCUCCCUCGCAGUCUCCCUCUCUCAUGUACUGCAUAGCUUCCUACCUACAUAAGUAUCUACAUGCUCAUGCUCGUCCACCACGGAUACUCGCCCCCUCUCUCUCUCUCCCUCCCUCUCCCUCUCCCUCUCUCGCGUUCUUGCAAUUUCUGAUUGUUCCUUCUCCAAGUGUCGCUAAGCCCCGCUGCUGCUGCUGCUCCUCCUACUCGCACUCCUCCCCCUUGCAUUGCAUUGGGAUGUGUGAGGUGGCACUCCAUCCCUCUCCCUUCUACCAUCCAGGUGCAUCGCUCUAUCGUUCCCUCCCUACUCCUCUUUCUCUCUCUCGCUCUCUCUCUCUCAUCUGCAUUGUUCGAUCUAUCAUGCCCUCUUCCUCUCCUUCCUUCCACCUCUAUUGCGCAACCCAAGCGGAUUUACCUUCGCGUUUUGGUUCGGUUGGCCACUUAAACCGCAUCACUAGGUGGCUAUGGUGAAUGCGGAAGUCUUCGACUCCUUCUUCCGUCUAGCAGAUCUCGACAAGGAUGGUCGCAUUAGCGGGAAGGAGGCCGUGGGAUUUUUCAAGGGUUCGGGCCUACCUCAGAUUACCCUUGCGAAGAUCUGGCAAUUCGCCGAUCAGGGACGGACCGGAUAUUUGUCUCGAGUGGAAUUCUGCAAUGCAUUGAAGCUGGUGACCGUGGCGCAAACAGGGAGAGAGAUUACUCCAGAGCUAGUGCGUGCUGCGUUGACAGACCUUGCUGCUGCACAGAUACCGCCUCCGAGGAUUGUCAUGCCUGCAGAACAGCCUGGUGUACCUGACAGUGCGCCUGCACAGGUUCCCACCUCGCAGGGAGUUCUACCUCCGGUCUACUCUCCUGCGGCUCAAGGGGUUGCCAAUCGACAGGAAGCACAGUCUCGUAGCGUUCAGGUUAGCAGUGGUGGUGUAAUGCCUGCGGGAUUGCAGGGUAAUGGUUUGGCAGGUUCACAGGGAAUGUACGGUGCUGCUCUGUUCCAGAAGUUUUCCCCGCAUACGAAUAGCGCGCCAAGUGCACCGUUACCUCAAGGUGGCAUCGGAGGACCAGCCAGACGUUCAGGCCCGCAGGCGAACAGCCUCUCGACCGGAGGCGCUGGGUUACCGCGCCCGAUGUCUCAGACGAGUAGCGUGUCGCGGUUUCCAUCUGCAGAUCAGGUUCAGGUAGCGCCCACAGGAUUCACUCAAGGUUGGGGGAGACCUCCUGCUGGUGGAGCGCCAGCGAGACCAUCACUGGGGACCUUGUUAUUUUCAAACUCUUCAUGGCCAUUGAAGGAGGCCAAUGUUCCUGGUGCAAGCCAAGGCCUGGUUUCCACGAGUGAGUCCUCGUCUCCAAGUGCGAUGUCGGCACCAAGGUCGGGUCAGUCUAGGUCCUUGACGCCGGUUUCUUCUAAUGCUGGCGGUAGCGCGACGUCUGCAAUGCAUGCUUCGACUGUGAAUUCCAAAAAUGAUGAUGUUAUUGGAGGGGGUUUCGAUUCUGGGAUUGACCUGUUUGGCAGCGGGUUCAAGGCCGCUCCUCCGAAUGGCAUGCCCAGCACUACACCAGGGUCUACUUCCAUCACUGCGGACAUGUUUUCGAGAAGCCAAGCAGCGAAGCCCGCCCCACUUGCUCCUCCUGCGCAAUCCGAAUCUACUUCCGUGACCCCUGCUGCUCAAACCAAGCCGUCUCCUCUUGAUAAAUCUAUGUUCAGCGCUCCUGUGGUUCCGUCUGUGCCAGUAUCAUCACGAGCUCUCGGUGUUGCUGGAGUUUCUCAAGGUCUACCUCAAAAUGGAUCGAUGGGCAUUGGUGCUGGAGCUGGGCCGAGGUCACCGGGGAUUCCUGUGAUGGAGGGCUCGUGGCCCCAAAUGUCGGUCAACGACGUGCAGAGGUAUACCCGAGUGUUCGUGAAGGUGGACAUAGAUGAAGAUGGAAAGAUAACAGGAAAUCAAGCCCGGGAACUAUUUUUGAGUUGGCAACUUCCUAGAGGAGUUUUGAAGCAAGUUUGGGAUCUUUCUGACCAAGACAAUGAUAGUAUGUUGUCAUUGCGCGAGUUUUGUACUGCACUUUAUUUCAUGGAGCGGUUCAGGGAAGGACGUACUCUUCCACCCACACUUCCUCCUGGCAUACACCCCGACAAUUUGCAAGUUCCAGCUGAACUAGUCCCUGAGGGAUCUACUGGUCAAACUACUCCUAUUUGGCGACAUAUACCAGGUGCUCCACAGCCAGCAGUUUCUGCUGCGGGAGCGAAUGUUGUAGGUGAUCCGCAGCCACCGAUCGAAGCCUCCAAUGUGCAGCGAAUGCCUGAACGAGCUGUGCCUGCUCCAGGAGAAGCAGGUCCAUCAGCAGUUCAGGAGCCUUACAAGUCCAAAGUACCGGCCUUAGUGGAGAAUUUAGUGAAUCAGCUCAGCCGUGACGAGCAAGAAAUGUUGAAGACAAAGCACAAAGCUGCUGAAGAGGCUGACAAAAAGGUGUUUGAGCUUGACAAAGAAAUUCAGGACUACCAGGAGAAAAUUGAGUUAUACCGGACAAAGUUGCAAGAAAUUAUUCUAUUCAAGAGUCGGUGUGACAUUGAACUGAACGAGGUGAAAGAGAGGGUUGCUACAGAAAGGCGCGAGAUUGAUACACUGGGUAAGAAGUAUGACCAGAAGUUCAAGCAAGCAGGUGAAGUCAGUUCACGGUUGCAAGCUGAAGAAGCAGCCUUCCGAGAUAUUCAGGAAAAAAAGAUGGAGUUAUAUACUGCUAUUGCGAAGCUUGAUAAGGGUGGUGAUGCCAAUGAAUCUCUUGAGAAUCGUGCUAGCCUCAUUUCAGCACAUCUAGACGAUUUGAAGAAGGUUCUUUAUGAGAGAAGCAGGGCGCUUGGAGUAAAGCCAAAGUCUGCAGUUCCUAUAGAAGUAUCCACCGGUUUCGGAGGAAUUCCUGAUAAUGCAAUGGAAUGGGUUGAAGACUGGGAUAACUUCACUGAUGAAGGAUUCACAAAUGUGCGUGACAUUAUGGAUGAUAUGGGUGUAGUUCCAUCUACCACCAAAUCUGCGUACUCGGCUCCGUGGGGUAAUGGUGAAAGCCUGUUUGAUGACGGCUUUGAUUUCUCAUCAGAGCCAACUGUGCCUGAUUUCAAAGCAGGACAGGAUGAGAAAUCCGCCUCUACAUCUGAGAAGGCUCAUGCAGAUUUCCGAUCUGCAGAAGGAAAUGAUGUUUUCAAAAGUGCUUUUGACGAUGGUCCUGAGCGUGAUGUAUCUUUAUCCGAUUCUCCGCACAAGUAUAAUGCUUUUGGUGCAAGCCUUCCUAGUGCAAGGUUUGACGAAGGCGAAACUGGUGGUAGCGUUUUCGGUGGUGAAGCUACCUUUGACACCAUAUCCGAAAGUGGUUUUGGCCUAGAACGGAGUACCUUCGAUUCUAAAGAUCCCUUUGGUGAUAGCCAUGGAGCGUGGGCUUUUAACGACGAUUCAAACGCAGAUUCUCGUGCUUCUUGGGGACAGUCGAGUAGUAUUGUCCCAAGUACUCAGACCUCCAUGGACUUAACCAGCUCACGAGGUCAAACGCGUUUUGGAAGGGAACCAGGCUCCAUCGUAGACACUCUUGAUCUGGAUCCCCUAAGUGUUUCAAGCCCCACGGGCAUCUUGUUUGACGGGUCAAUCCGGGUUUCUAGUUCCAGCGGUUUCGAUAGCCCUAGGAGGGAGUCGGUUUCAAGCCCAGGCGCGAAAGGAUUCGGUGGACUGUCCAGUCCUGGUUGGAGUUUCGACCGGAAUGGAAAUGGUCAUGAUGAUUACAAAAGUGCGUUUGGGGCAUUCGACUCCCCCAAGUCGAACUCUUUCGGCUCUCCCAGGAACACAUUUGGCUCUCCUAAAAAUACUUUUGGUUCUCCCAAGGACUCUUCUUCGUUUUUUGGUAACUCAAGCUUUGACGCGACACCGUCAUUUUUCAGGGGGAGUCCAGGGGUCUCAAAGAGAGAGGAUCCAUACGGUGGUAACAGUUUCUUGCUGUUUGAUUCAUUUAGAGGUCCUGGAAGUCCUGCGGCUCCAGCCAGCGCAUCAGAAGGAAAUGACGAUCACAGCAUAUUGAGGCAUGACGGAGAGAAAUCCAUGCAAAGAUUGGACUCCUCAAACAGUAUGAAGCCUGACCGCAAGCAUGGGUUUGGUUCUGAUAAUGGUUCCGAUCCUUUCGGUGCAUUUGGUGGCUCGGGACCCUUUAGUGCAGGAAUAGCCAAGCAGACUAACGUGUGGAGCGCAUUUUAGCAUCCUCCCUGAAUCCGACAUUGUGCUUUAGUUCCUACUUUCGAUGUUUAGAUGUUUAUGGACUAGGACUUGGAUCGCAGAGGGAAAGCUUUAACAAGAAAUCAAUUAGUUAAAUUUUGUGGAAUGUUUCGUUAUCACUUCUCUACCUCCAGAUUCUUUCACAUUUUUAUGACUGCAGAUUACAUACCUAGUCAAGCUGACAUCCUCCGAGGGUCAUUUGACGA
Messenger RNA from Physcomitrium patens, 4640 nucleotides. RefSeq lists its product as uncharacterized. Gene Ontology annotation, cellular component: plasma membrane; cytoplasm. Gene Ontology annotation, molecular function: protein binding; calcium ion binding. The record is from RefSeq and is a predicted model, not a curated record. Gene Ontology annotation, biological process: endosomal transport; endocytosis. NCBI's taxonomy places the organism in Eukaryota, Viridiplantae, Streptophyta, Bryopsida, Funariales, Funariaceae.